AUGAAAGGAGAAAAAGGAACGAAAGAGACCUUGAGUGUCUCCUCUUUCUCUACCACUUUCGUGUUUGCCAUCGCCCCAGAUCUGGGCAAUGGCAUGGCCUUUGUGCUAGCUCCUUCCAAGAAAUUUAUAACGGGCCAGGGUCUAGGGCUGUUCAACCUUGGUAAUAAUGGGAGCUCGUCCAAUCAUAUUGUUGCAGUCGAGUUUAGCACGUUCCAAAAUCAGGAAGUUGAUGACAUUGAUGAUAACCCUGUUGGAAUUGAUAUCAAUAGCUUAACGUCAGCCAUACCGGCUCAUGCAGGAUACGUUUCCAUUGGAAGUAGUGAAUCCAGGCAUGUUGAUCUUGCAAGCGGGGAGAGGAUAAAAAUUUGGGUGGAAUACGAUGGAACAAAGCAUCAGCUGAAUGUCACAUUGUCUCCAAUCCAUUUAAGUAAGCCAAAAGUCCCUCUGCUAUCAAUGGAUAUAGAUCUAUCACCAAUCAUUUUAGGACAAACCUACGUAGGUUUUUCUUCUGCUACUGGUCAACAAGUAUCAUCUCUUUAUGUCUUGGGUUGGAGCUUCCAGAUAGAAGGGAAAGCUCAAGACCUUGAUCUUGACAAACUUCCUUCUUUACCAGGCCUGGGAAAAUCUCGGAAGAAACAGGUCAUUUUAGCGGUUGUUUUGUCAUUAACUGGUGUACUUUUAGUGGCAGUUACAAUAUCUGCCAUGGUUUUCUUAGCAUUUAAAAAUAAAAGAGCCGCAGUUCCUGACAUACGUGAAGAUUGGGAGGUCCAAUUCGGAUCUCAUAGAUUUCCUUACGAAGAUCUACUCGUAGCAACGGGAGGCUUCGAUGUAAAGGAGCUUCUAGGACAAGGUGGUUUUGGCCAGGUUUUCAAAGGAGAAUUACCUGGAUCAAAAGUCCAAGUUGCUGUGAAGAGAAUCUCUCACCAAUCUCAUCAAGGAACGAAAGAAUUCAUUUCAGAGAUCUGCACAAUUGGAAGGCUGCGGCAUCCCAACUUAGUUAAAGUUCUUGGCUUAGCUCGAGUUAAUAACGAGCUCCUUUUGGUCUAUGAGUAUAUGCCUAAUGGUAGUCUGGACAAGUUUCUACACAACAAGCCUGAGUUCACGCUUGAUUGGGAUCAAAGAUUUGGAAUCAUCAAAGAUGUAGCCUCUGCGCUUGCCUUCCUGCAUGAAGAAUGGACGGAAGUUAUCAUUCACAGAGAUAUAAAGCCCAGCAAUGUGCUAUUAGAUGGUGACCUGAAUGGAAAAUUAGGCGAUUUUGGGCUUGCAACAUGUAGCAACAUUGCACAGGCUCGUCAAACCACUCAUAUAGCAGGUACCUUCGGCCACAUGGCCCCGGAGCUUGCUAAAACAGGCAUGCCAAGCACAAGCACCGAUGUUUAUGCAUUCGGGGCAUUUUGCUUGGAGGUCGUUUGUGGUAGAAGGCCAAUCAAGUCACGAGCAUCAGCCGAUGAAGUGCAUCUGGCGGAUUGGGUUUUCAAAUGUUGGAAGGAAGGGGAUCUCUUGAAGACAAUAGACUCCACAUUUGGCAAAGAUACUAAGGUUGGGGAAAUCAAUCUAGUAUUGAAGCUUGGACUACUUUGCACGCACAAGGUGGCAGCAGUCAGGCCAAGAAUGUCAGAAAUUAUCCUGUAUCUGAAGGAGCAAGCUUCACUCCCUGAAAGUUUGGAUGCAAUUCUUCAGGAGUAUGUGGAAGAGCCCGGUGAUUACUCUGCAGUAAGGACAAAUGAUUCUACUGCAAUAAUGACCAUCACUGAAUCAUUUCUAUCUAGAGGGCGUUGA
Messenger RNA from Theobroma umbraticum, 1779 nucleotides. Lineage: Eukaryota; Viridiplantae; Streptophyta; Magnoliopsida; Malvales; Malvaceae. The record is from RefSeq and is a predicted model, not a curated record.